CCAUUUUCUAAAAGUUAUGAGGAAACAAAGUUAAUUGGAGGGGGGAGGCUACAAUUGUGUAGAUAUGCUUCCUUGAUAAUAAAAUUAAAUCGAUGGAACUUAUGUUGUACAGCAAACCAAAAAAAUAAUAACUUGCGUAAAUGUUGAACGAUUCUUUGAUAUAUUCCGUAUUCUUUAAAAAAAAAUGAAUGAAUGAAUGAAUGAAUGAACGCAAGACCAUCUACGAAAACAAGGCUACUAAUUUGCUGGAUUAGUUAUGUCUGUUUCUGUUUUCCGUAUUAUUGUUUUUAUCCUGCACUUGCAGUAAACGGUUAAGAAAGGCAUGUGAAACAGUGUUUGGUCAUAUUAAGACAAUGAUUUCUUACUCAGGAUUCCUCGACAAAUUAACGAAGAACAUUGCAAACUGAAACACUAACAUUAUCAAGAAUACAUGUGACACUUUAAAGAAAUUUUGUAUAUAGCUUACAGAUAUAUUUCCAUGUGUUUUUGUUAAAAAGUUGUAAUAUAUUUGAGAAAUUUAAACGCUAAUGUUUACUGAUUGAUACAUAACGUCUUACAUGCUUGUUCCAUGUCAAGAACUGGAGCUAGUAGCAUUAUUUUUAGUUUCUAAUUUCUAAUUACAAAACAAACUUCCAGUGUUUCUUUGUGAAUGAGUAUAUCUACAAAUAUCUUUAAAUUAGGUAUUGUAAUCAUGAUUACAAUCAAGAGCAAGUUUUGAUUAUAUAAACUUGUUAAGCACAUUUACUUCAUUGAUAUGUCUCAUAGACAGCCACAUGAACACUACAAAAUAUAAAAAUUAUAAUUGAUGACAGUAUGGAAGAGAACUCAUCUAAAAGUCAGGACUAUGGUGAAAUACAAUCCAGUGAUAAAGAUUUAUCUCAUCAUCCACAAAUAGACAUAGAGAAGAAAUCGUACACAUGUGACAUUUGUGGAAAGACAUUCUCUGAGAAACAUAUUUUUACUUCUCACAAGUGUAAGCAAACAGGUGAGAAACCAUAUCUUUGCGAAAGCUGUGGUAAAAGUUUCUCGUUCAGGUGUGAAUUCACUUCACACUUACACAUGCAUACAGGUGAAAAGCCAUACCACUGUGACACUUGUGGAAGAACAUUCACACAUAGGAGUACAUUGACUAACCAUAAACGUAUUCAUCCCGAUGAGAAACCAUUCCACUGUGAUAUUUGUGGUAAAGAAUUCUCUGAAAAGGAAACACUAACUCGUCAUGUCCGUGUUCAUGCAGGUGAGAAAGCAUACCAAUGUGAUAUCUGUAGCAAAGCAUUCUCACAUAAAUGUAAAUUAAUAUACCAUAUGCGUAUUCACACAGGUGAGAAACCAUUUCACUGUGAUACCUGUGGUAAAACAUUCUCACAAAAGGGUAAAUUAAUUAAUCAUAAACGUAUUCACACUGGUGAGAAGCCAUACCAUUGUGAUAUUUGUGGUAAAACAUUUUCUGAAAGGGGAACACUAACUGGUCAUAUUCGUAUUCAUACAGGUGAAAAAUCAUUCCACUGUGAUAUUUGUGGUAAAUCAUUUACUCACAAUGUUCAUUUGACUCAUCACAGAAGCAGCCAUUCUGGAGAGAAGCCAUUUUGCUGUGAUAUCUGUGGUAAAGGAUUCUCAGUCAAGAGUACGUUUAUUUCUCAUAAACGUAUUCAUACAGGUGAGAAACCAUACCAUUGUGAUAUCUGUGGAAGAGCAUUUACUAAUACUGGAGCACGAUCUCUGCAUAAACAUAUUCACACUGGUGAAAAGCCAUACAAAUGUGAUAUCUGUAGCAAAGCAUUCUCACACAAAUGUAAAUUAACUUAUCAUAAACGUAUUCACACAGGUGAGAAACCAUUUCGCUGUGAUACCUGUGGUAAAACAUUCUCACAGAAGGGUAAAUUAACCAAUCAUAACCGUAUUCACACAGGAGAGAAACCAUAUCAUUGUGAUAUUUGUGGUAAAACAUUUGCUGAAAGUGGUACUCUAACCAGUCAUAUACGUAUUCAUACAGGUGAGAAACCAUAUCACUGUGAUAUCUGUGGUAAAUCAUUUACACGCAAUGUAUAUUUACUCCAUCACAAAAACAGUCAUUCUGUGGUUAAGCCAUAUCCUUGUGAUAGCUGUGGUAAAGCUUUCUCGCACAAGAGUACAUUAAUUGCUCAUAAACGUACUCACCCAGGUCUAAAUCCAUUCCACUGUGAUAUCUGUGGUAAAACAUUCCUUCAUAAAUAUAAGUUAACUUAUCAUAAAUGUAUUCACACUAGUAUAAAACCAAACAAUCCAAGCACCACCAGCAGUAAGAAACCAUAUCGUUGUGAUGUCUGUGGUCAGGCAUUCAAACAGAGUACUAUAUUAAUUUCUCAUGUACGUACGCAUACUGGUGAAAAACCAUAUCAAUGUGAUAUCUGUGAUAAAGCAUUUGCACAGAGAGGUGCAUUAACUGCACAUAAACGUAUUCAUACAGGUGAAAAACCAUACCCCUGUGAUAUUUGUGGUAAAACAUUUUCUCUCAAGAGUAAUUUAACUGUCCACCAACAUAUUCACUCAGGUUAGAAACCAUAUCUUUAUAACAUCUAUGAUGAGAUGAAGGCAGCAAGCUGGCAGAAAUGUUAGUACGCCAGGUGAAAUGCUUAGCGGUAUUUCGUCUGUCUUUACGUUUUGAGUUCAAAUUCCACCAAGGUCGAUUUUGCCUUUCGUCCUUUUGGGGUCAA
Molecule: messenger RNA, 2693 nt
Organism: Octopus sinensis (East Asian common octopus)
Lineage: Eukaryota; Metazoa; Mollusca; Cephalopoda; Octopoda; Octopodidae
Product: gastrula zinc finger protein XlCGF26.1-like
Exons: 3
Coding region: 814-2535 (573 amino acids)
Biological process (GO): regulation of transcription by RNA polymerase II
Molecular function (GO): RNA polymerase II cis-regulatory region sequence-specific DNA binding; DNA-binding transcription factor activity, RNA polymerase II-specific
Source: RefSeq, a predicted model, not a curated record